AUGGAUUUCCAUCCCAAAGACCUCAAGUCAGACGAACACAGGGCUCGACAUCCGCUGGGUCGGGUGCCGGUGCUUGAUGACGAUGAUGUCAGUAUUUACGAAUCCGGAGCGAUUGUGGAAUACGUGCUGGAGAGGCACAAAAAUGGCGGUCUGAAGCCGCCGGUAGAUUCACCGGAUUUCCCAGCUUACCUGCAGUGGUUCCAUUACUGCGAAGGCAUGGUCAUGCCGCCGGUCAAUACCAUUGUGGUUCAGACCGUUUUGCUGCCACCUGAGCGUCGUGAUGAAAAGGCGUUGGAGCAAGCCAAGCGGCUGCUUACCAAGUCGUUGGUUGCUGUGGAAGAAGCCCUCGCGGGCAAAGAUUAUCUGAUUGGUGAUUUUUCAGCUGCGGACAUUAUGUUGGGGCAUGCGUGUUUCAUGAGUAACCGACUGGGCUGCGUGCCGGACGAGAUGGUAAACCUGAAAGCUUAUGUCGAGCGUAUCGCCGCGCGGCCCGCGUUUCAAAAAGCGAUCAACAGCUAA
Symbiodinium necroappetens is the source of this 519-nucleotide messenger RNA. Lineage: Eukaryota; Dinophyceae; Suessiales; Symbiodiniaceae. The record is from the annotation of a GenBank genome assembly.